CCGCCGCCGGCGUGCAGCUCUCUGCGGCUCCCGGGUGCGGAGCGAGCGCCUUGCCUCCUCGCAGGUUCUCCUUCCUCCCGCGAUGUCCGGCCGAGGGAAAUCGGGAGGCAAAGUCCGGGCCAAGGCCAAGUCGCGUUCGUCCCGCGCGGGCCUGCAGUUCCCCGUGGGCCGCGUCCACCGGCUCCUGCGCAAGGGCAACUACGCGGAGCGCGUGGGGGCCGGCGCGCCGGUGUACCUAGCGGCAGUGCUGGAGUACCUGUCGGCCGAGAUCCUGGAGCUGGCGGGCAACGCGGCCCGCGACAACAAGAAGACGCGCAUCAUCCCCAGGCACCUGCAGCUGGCUAUCCGCAACGACGAGGAGCUCAACAAGCUGCUGGGCGGCGUGACGAUCGCCCAGGGCGGCGUCCUACCCAACAUCCAGGCCGUGCUGCUGCCCAAGAAGACCCAGAGCUCCAAGAAGUGAGGCGCGGCCCUCGGGGGGGACACGCAGCUGGGGGGGGUGGGAGCCCGGCCCCCCAGGGACCUGCUCUCAGAGCUGCCUGCGUCCUUUUGGCGCUUGGGCCUGGGUGGGAGGAGCGGGCGAGGCUCGCCUCUCCCGUAGGGGGAGCGGGGGUGGGCUGGGGUUGUGGCCCCUAGUCUAAACCGCCGGACUCUGUUCACCGGAGCACCCCCAGACCCAUCGCCAGGGGCUGCGGUGCCAAGUUGUCUACCUCUCCUCCUCUGGGGUGUGGAUGCCCCCUUCCCCUGUGGGUGAGCUAGUUCCGGAGCUGACCCACGAUGUGCACGGGAGGGGACCGUGGGACGGGACGGGAUGGGAGAGCUGGCCCCCUCCCUUACACAUUCCCCCCCCCCCAAACCAAAACCCUGCUCUUUGGAAGCCCCCUAUAUUUAUUUCCUGUUAGUAGGUGAAAUCUGUGUUUAUUUAUUUAACUUGUACGGGUGGGGUCACUUUAAUUGCUGGGGGUGGUAGCGGUGGUGUGUGCUCUGACUUUGUCCUUUUGGUUCCUAAAAUAAACAACUCCACUGUGCGUCACCGUUA
Molecule: messenger RNA, 1039 nt
Organism: Trichosurus vulpecula (common brushtail)
Lineage: Eukaryota; Metazoa; Chordata; Mammalia; Diprotodontia; Phalangeridae
Product: histone H2A type 2-B-like
Exons: 2
Coding region: 83-463 (126 amino acids)
Cellular component (GO): nucleosome
Molecular function (GO): DNA binding; protein heterodimerization activity; structural constituent of chromatin
Source: RefSeq, a predicted model, not a curated record